Molecule: messenger RNA, 399 nt
Organism: Cryptomeria japonica (Japanese cedar)
Lineage: Eukaryota; Viridiplantae; Streptophyta; Pinopsida; Cupressales; Cupressaceae
Source: the annotation of a RefSeq genome assembly
AUGGGUAAUGAUACUAUUGCUAAUCUAAUGACUUAUAUAAGAAAUGCUGAUAUGGUAAAAAAAAAAACAGUUCGAGUAGCAGCUACUAUUAUUACCGAGAACAUCACAAGGAUUCUUCUACGAGAAGGUUUUAUAGAGGAUGUUAGGAAACAUCGAGAAGGUAAACAAUCUUUUUUUGUUUUAACUUCAAAAUCUAGGGGAAGGACGCAAAAGAGAUAUAUAACCGCUUCAAAGCGUAUUAGCAAACCUGGUCUGAGAAUCUAUUCUAAUUCUCGAGAGAUCCCUAAAGUUUUAGGUGGAAUGGGGAUUGCAAUCCUUUCUACUUCGCAAGGAAUAAUGACUGAUCGAGAAGCUCGACAAAAAAAAAUAGGAGGGGAAUUAUUAUGUAUUUUAUGGUAA